Messenger RNA from Aspergillus nomiae NRRL 13137, 2952 nucleotides. RefSeq lists its product as uncharacterized. Gene Ontology annotation, cellular component: mitochondrion. The record is from RefSeq and is a predicted model, not a curated record. The transcript is spliced from 3 exons. The coding region runs from base 1 to 2952 and encodes 983 amino acids. NCBI's taxonomy places the organism in Eukaryota, Fungi, Ascomycota, Eurotiomycetes, Eurotiales, Aspergillaceae.
AUGGCUCCGCAAAACGUGAACGUCCUCCUCUCAACAUUCCCCGGUCUCUCUCUUCCCUCCACUCUCUCAUUCUCCCUCCCAUCGACCUCGUCUAUCUCCGACCUCACCGAGAAGGUUUCCUCAUAUAUUCCGUCAUCCGUACCUCUCCAGUCGCUUAUCUUAACUACGACAAACAACAAACAAUUACUCCCUUCUUCAGACCUAUCAAUCUCACAUCUCAUUGCUCCUAAUGGCGAACUCACUGCGACAUCAAACCUCCUCCCCCUCCGCCUUUCGGUGCCCCUAUGCGGAGGAAAGGGUGGCUUCGGCUCCCAGCUUCGUGCAGCUGGUGGGCGCAUGUCAAGCAAGAGAAAGCGCAACCAGGGCGACGAUAACGGCUCAAGUCGCAAUCUCGAUGGUCGCCGUAUCCGUACCGUCAACGAAGCCAAAGCGCUCGCCGAGUAUCUUGCAGUCAAGCCGGAGAUGGACCGCAAAGAGAAGGAGGAGCGCCGACGGAGGUGGCAGGCUGUUGUGGAGGCUGCGGAGAAACGCGAGGAGGAGCUGAAGAAUGGCGGCGGCAAGCAGAAGAUUGACGGUCAGUGGAUGGAAGAUAAAGAGGAGAUGAACGAGAAGGCUAGGGAGGCUGUUCUUGCGGCGAUGAAGGAUGGCAUGUGGACGGACAAUCUUCAUGAUGUUAUACGUGAUAAUAUCUUGGGCGGGUCUAGUACGAGUGCCAGUGAGGGAAGUGAGCAGGAGUCUGCUUCUGCGUCGGAAGAGAGUGAAGACGAGCAGGAGAUGAAGGAUGCGCCGGGCCCGUCAGAGCCGGCUCCCAAGUCUGCAGCCCCGCGAAAAUUCAUUGGAUUUGAUGAUGACGAUGAGUUUAUGAGCGAUUCUGAGGAAGAGGAGAACGAUCAAACGGACGAUACUAAAGGGAAAGGCAAGGCGAAGAUCACCUCCGGUCUUCCAACUGGGAAAAUUUGUACCGUCAUGUCGCUGUAUCUUGGGCGCAUAAUUCAAAGAGCCCCUCGAUUAAAAUAUUUCCUUCCCCGCUGUUCGCGCCAGUUACACCAGCUCCCCGGAGCGCGAUCCUCACAGAGCUUGUUUCUGCACCCAGAGGUGCUGUCCGUUCGGAAUGCAGACGGCCUGAUCAGAAAACCGCAGCGACGCCUCCUAUCCUCGGGCCCUUCAUUAUGUGCGAAAUCAUCAGAGCUUACUGACCUUGUUCUACCCGUCUGCUGUCCGGGAUGUGGUGCAUACGCGCAAACCAUCGAGCCCGGCGAACCAGGAUACUACAGCAAAACCAGAAAGCAAACACGGAAGCUCUUGUCCGAGACAGCACAAGCAAGUGGUGUGCAGGAUGGAGAGACGGGGGAGGUAGCGGAUCUGAAGGCAGAGGGAGAAAAGGCUGCAGGCACAAUCCAGCAACUAAUCAAGGAGUCAGAGGCAGAAGCGGCCGCUCCUAAGCCUGUCCAUGGCGCUUUACUUGAAAAUGCUGCAGCCACUGCUAAAGAGUACAUUGAAAAGUCGCGACCCCCUGUGCAGGUUUGCGAUAGAUGUCACGAUCUCAUACACCAUAACAAAGCGGUUCCUGCGAUUUCACCUACGAUAUACUCCAUUGGGGCUUACCUUGACGAGUCACCAUACAAAUAUAACCGGAUCUACCACGUAAUUGACGCAGCAGAUUUUCCCAUGUCUCUUGUCGAUAAUAUAUACGAGGCACUUUCCAUCGAGGAACAGCGGUCGCGCAACCGGCGAGCUUCCACCGAGAAAUACCGAGGAGGAAAGAAAUUACCUACUAUCAGCUUCAUCAUAACACGCUCUGAUCUUUUGGCUCCUACCAAGGAACAGGUGGACUCAAAAAUGGAAUAUGUUCGCUCGGUCCUGCGAGAGGCACUUGCUAAGUCGACCGAGGAUUUCCGUCUGGGCAAUGUGCAUAUGAUAAGCGCUCACCGAGGCUGGUGGACUAAAAAAGUCAAGGAGGAAAUCAAGAACCACGGAGGUGGUGUCUGGGUAGUGGGCAAGGCUAAUGUCGGGAAGAGCAGUUUCAUAGAAGCUUGCUUUCCCAAGGAUUCUAAGAACCUUGAGAAAAUUGCUGAAUUGGUUGAGCGUCGCCAAGCAGAGUCGAAUAUCAGCCCACGCGACGCCAUCAUGGCUGAUUCUGACAGCAUUCUACCACCUGCCCCCCAGGAAGACCUUUAUCCUGUCCUGCCGGUUGUUUCGUCGCUGCCAGGGACUACUGUUUCGCCGAUUCGCAUACCAUUUGGCCGUGGCGGAGGAGAAAUGAUCGAUUUGCCCGGCAUGGAUCGGGGCGACCUAGCAGACUACGUCCGUGACGAAUACAAACGAGACAUGAUCAUGACUAAACGGAGAAAACCAGAACGGUAUACUAUAAAGUCAGGCCAAUCACUGCUACUAGGGGGAGGCCUUGUGCGAAUCACGUCGGUGAACCCUGACGAGGUACUAAUGGCAGCUUGUUUUAUCCCGAUCGAGGCCCAUGUCACGAAGACUGAAAAAGCCGUUGAAAUGCAAGCUGAACAGCGUCCUUAUCCUGGGGAGAAUAUCAUGAUAGAAGGCGUCGGCAACCAAAUUACUUCCGCCGGAAUCUUUGACCUUAAAUGGGACGUGACCCAGUCGCAUCUACCAACGACGAUCGCGAAGGCAGUGGAGGAUAAGGGGAUAAAACCCCCUCCUCUGCCAUAUAAAGUGAUGUCGGCAGAUAUACUCGUUGAGGGGUGCGGUUGGGUCGAGCUCACGGCUCAGAUCCGUGCCAGGUCUACAGACGGCGAGUCUGCCAGGUCGUUACCGCAGGUUGAGAUAUUCACUCCGAACGGACGACAUGUUGGCGUGCGACGUCCCAUUGAAUGCUGGAAGUACGUCGCAGAGAAACAGGCUGUGGAGAAACGUAAGAAGGGCGCACGAGGGCGACAAAGUAUCGGGCAGAAGAAGCGUGCCCAUCAUACAUCUAAAGUCUGA